ACAAAAUGGCAGAGCUAAACAAACUGAAUCUUCACACUCCUUUUCGUUUAGAAAUUUAUUGAAAAACUAUUUUUUUAAAGUUUUUCUUCUAACUUAAAAUAAUUAAACCAUGGAAACUAAGAAAGAUAAUUAUGAAAAUGGAGUAAGAUCAUCAAGCAGAACAUCUAUAAAUAUAAAAAUUCCACUUGAAUCAGAUUUAAAUGUUGAAGUUGAACAGGAUUCCUAUGCUAAUGCUGGCUUAACUUCAAUUCAAAGAGAUCUAAAUAAUGUAGGGCACUCCCAUGUAGAAGAUCGUGUACCUUAUAAUACCACAAGAACUGUAACUCCUGGAGAAGAAAAUCAAACAUCUAGAAACCUUUCCCUAAAAUAUUAUCACGCCAUGCCAAGUGAUAAAUUAUCUUCUGUCAAUUCUGACAAACAUUCGAAUUAUAGGCCUACAGCUCUAAAUCCAAACAAUGCUGAACACCAACAGAUCUUUAAUGGAAAAAGCAGCUUAGGACUGGAGCCUAAAAACAUAGGCAAAAGAGACCAACAGAAAAGAGCAGUGUUGAUUAUAGAACGAGCUUGGGUCUCAUACAGGAAUAAACAAAUGUUCAAACUCUUGAAAAACUCAGUUUGUGCUGCUGAAAAUUCACUUUCAUAUGAGAUUCUUCGAAAGGUAUCCCCAAAAGAGGCAGAAUUUUUUAGUCACAAACAUCAUCAAAUUCGCUUAAGAUUCAGAUUUGGAGGAGAGGAGUUUCCACCUAUGAUUUUUUUCAAAAUAUUUAUACAGACUGGAGUGCAAAAAGUGAAAUACUUGAGUGGAAGAAAGAUGAUUAAACCAGCCACAGAGGCAUCAGCAGAUGCUCUGAAGCAAAUGGGAAAUAGAAAUUUUUACAAUCUAAUGUUGCAAGAUACUAUUAGACAACAGAGCCAUCCGGUAACAGAUGAAGUGGAUAUUACAACUUUGAAAGAUUAUAUGCAGUAUUUGUCAAACUUGGAUGAAAGUCCUGCCAAUCAAGGAGGAAAAGAAAACUAUUGGAGGAAACUUACUCUUGAUGUACUCCCAAGGCAGACAAUAUUCUUUGAUGUUGUAGACUUUGCUUACAAUAAUCAUUUGUCAGCAACAUUGAAAGAAGAAAUGCAGCUUCUGACAGCCCGACCAGUUAGUCAGAUGAUGUUAGUGAAACAGUUUAAAGCUAUAUCAAGAAUUAGGUCACAGCAAACCAAUCCUCCGGCUCACUAUUUCAAAUCAAGCAAGUCAGUGUCUAUGCUCAGAGACAACAGCCAGGUGUCAGGCAGACAAACAAAGCAAGCCCGAGAGAAAGUUAUGAAAAUGAGACAGCUCUACAGCCAACAAUAUACAAAAGAUCCAGAUGACCUGACUAGUGAUAUACAGGAUGAUGACUAUCUACAUUAUGGACAGGAAAUGGACAAUGCGCUUCUAGCUGAGGCCAGUGAGGAGGACUGGGACCAAGAGGCACACCAGCUGUAUCAGUGGACGCAAGGACUCUCCUUUUCUGAUGACAUGAUCCAUUCACCACAAGUGACAUUUUGAUCAAACUGGACAUUUAAUUGCAAAUCUAGACAUAUUUCAAUUAGGCUAUUGUUUAUUCAAAGAUUAGGCCUACACUGUCUGGGUGUUUUCUUUUUCUCCCAUGUCCGGAUGAAGUAUACAUUUCACAAUAUUAUUCAUUGUCGAAGACAAUACAUGAAUCAGCUAAACAACCAAUUAGUUAAUCAAUUAGUGUUAACAAUUAACUUUGUUUUUAUAUGGAAUAGAGGGAGAUCAGUCUUGAAGGGUUUAGAGCUAUGACAGUUAUUAUGCAGUGCUUUCCCUUUUAUAAGCUUUGUUUUUUCUAAAGUAUUGUUUACAUUUUGCUUGUUUUCAGUUUCCUCUCAGGAACAUUGAAAUAUACUUUGCUUUGCUUGUUAUCUAGAUCUAUUUAUGUUUGGCCUUAAAUUUUUAAUGAAAUAAGGCUAGUGAUUUGAAACUUUACUAUGUAGUUUUAUAAAACUGUUUUGAAAUUUCAAUGUACAGAGAUAUAAUAUGAUUUAUCU
This is a messenger RNA of Biomphalaria glabrata, 2040 nucleotides long. RefSeq lists its product as uncharacterized. The record is from RefSeq and is a predicted model, not a curated record. Lineage: Eukaryota; Metazoa; Mollusca; Gastropoda; Planorbidae. Bases 110 to 1537 code for a protein of 475 amino acids. The transcript has 9 exons.